UUAUGUCAACUUAACUACUAUUAUACUGAGAUACUUAAAUUAAAUAUAAAUAGUAGUAAAAGUUCAGUUUUAGCUUAUGGUAUUGAUACUAAUGUAAAUGUUAAGUAUAACAAUAAUUUAAUCCCUCAAAAUAGCGAAAAAAAGUUUCUUGGUGUAAUUUUUGACACUAAAUUAAAGUUUACCAAACACAUUGACUAUAUUUGUAGUAGAGCUUUGAAAGGUAUCAAUAUUUUGCGGUCCUUAGCAGGAACUUUUUGGGGUUCUGAUCCAAAAAUUCUUUGUUUAUUAUAUAAAAGCUUAGUACGUAGUCAUUUUGAUUAUAGUUGUCUGGCAUAUAUGAAUAUUAGUCCUAUAUUAUUAAAAAAGCUUGAUGUUAUCCAAAAUAUUGCUCUUAGAAUUGUUACUGGUGCAAUGCGUACCACUCCUAUCAAUUCUAUGGAGGUUGAGUCAUGUGUAGAACCACUAUGUAUUCGGCGAGUAUUAAUUGCUGAAAAAUUUUGCCUGAAAGUUAUAACUUCUCAGAAUGAUGUUCUUCUUCCAAAACUUUCUUAUUCUAUAACUAUCACUAAUACACCAGAUUUGCCUUCAAGUAUAACAGCGACUAAUGUUCUCAAUAACCAGAUCCCUGAAUUAUUGGGAAUUAUGAGCUUUAUGACUGAUUUAUCUGAUAAUAUGUACAAAUCUGAACUAUGGCCUGUAUAUCUCUGUAAAUAUAAAGCUCUUAUGUGUAAAUUAAAUAUAGAUAUGUCCAGUGUAGUAGAUAAUAUAGACUUUCUUGAUUAUUGCUGUACCAAGCCUAACAGUUACAAAGUCUACACUGAUGGGUCUAAAUCUUCAUCUGCAGUGAAAUCGGGUUACUAUGAUCCUCAGGCUAAAACCUCAAAAUGUUUUAUGUUAAGUAAUACUUGCAGCAUAUUUACAGCUGAAGCUUAUGCUAUCUAUCAAGUUGUAUUGUACUUACAAAGUUUACAAAAUAAUGAUAACUAUGUGGAGUUCCUAAUAAUUUCAGAUGCAAAAAGUGUGUUAAUGGCUUUAGACAAAUGUCAUACUCAUUAUAGAAAUAAUUAUUUAUUGUAUAAAAUUAGAGAAACAUUGAUAUCUUUGGAUACUCCAGUAACAUUUAAAUGGGUGCCCUCUCAUAGGGGUAUCAAGGGAAAUGAUAUUGUAGAUGGUAUUGUCAAUUCUAAUUAUGAUGAGGAUCAUAGUAUUACAUGCAGAGUUCCUUUUACGGAUUUUCUUUUCGACUUAAAACAAAGAAGUCGCAAGUUAUGGGAAAGCUAUUGGAAAUUAUCCUCACAGCAUAAAGGUAGUUGGUAUGCAGAGAUCCAAAAGGAACUCCCAUGUAAACCUUGGUAUGAUAAAUACAAAGGAGCCAAUGAACGUAAAUUUAUAACCAUUAUUAAUCGUUUGAGGUUUGGCCACUGUCAGACUCCAAGCCAUUUAUUUCGUUUUAAAAUUAUAAAUAAUAACAGAUGUACAUACUGUGGAGGAAAUGAGGCCGACUUAUCCCACCUCAUCUUAAGUUGCCCGACCUUUAAAUUUCAACGAUUAAUACUAGUAACGGAUAUUAUGAAGUUGAUGGAUUUUGAUGAGAAUAAUCAGACUAAAGUUAAACUUGGACAUUCUUUAGCAAAUAACCCGACAAGAUCAGCUUUAGACUCAUCAGUCACUGCAAAUGGUAGUCAAUAGUCAUCAAUGUCAAUC
Molecule: messenger RNA, 1704 nt
Organism: Pieris napi
Lineage: Eukaryota; Metazoa; Arthropoda; Insecta; Lepidoptera; Pieridae
Exons: 1
Coding region: 337-1689 (450 amino acids)
Molecular function (GO): RNA-DNA hybrid ribonuclease activity; nucleic acid binding
Source: RefSeq, a predicted model, not a curated record